AUGUCCUUUAGGACAGGAGCGGUUCCCCGGUGCGUCCCCUUUCCGCCCUCCAGCUUGCGUGAGCGGUGUGCCGUGGCCUGUGAGUACAUGCGGAUGAUGCGGGAGGUUGAGGGCCAGCGGCACAGGCAGGCCGGCAGCAUCACCCAGGAGGGCGUCAGGCUGGAGAGGGAGAGGGGCCACCUGGAGAGGAUGCUGCGCAGCCUCAGGACUGACCUGACCGUGUAUGGGAUGAGUUUGGAGGGGAGGAGCAGGAGACUGUCCACUGCCGAGAAGGAGAGAGACGGUGCGGAUUACUUGCUGUUGUGUGAGAGGAGGGAGCCCGAGCUGAAACAAGAGCUGGAGGAAGCCCUGAGGAACACGCUGACCCAGCUACAGGUUCCAGAGUACAGCGGCGAUAUACUGUCCAGAGAGAAACUCAUCAGGCCUCUGGUGCAGGUUUACCAGAGACAACCGGGGACGCAGUUACCUGAGGCUGCACGUCUCAUACAGGGCAGUGUGGCGCUGAGGCAGUGUCUCGUGUCCUCAGAGGGCGAGAUGGCCAGGCUGCGGCGCGCCUGUCUGCAGCUGCUGGACGACCUGCAUGACAAGAGAGCAGUGGCCCAGGUGGACGCAGGCGUGAUCCGCAUGCGGCGUCGGCUGGUCGACAGGCGAGCCGUGCCCUCGUUCCUCCAGCAGGGGGCGUCCGAAACAACGAGGAGAAGACAGAAGUUAAAGAGCCGAAGAAUCGAGCUGCGAAGACAUUUUUCUCCCCGUGAGACAGAAACAGUCAGUGAUGUUGAAGCUGGUUUGUCCUCUGCUGCUCUUUUGUUCACUACCAGCUGUGGUUCCCCUUUUCUGCUACACCUGCGUGUUUCCUACUGUCUCGCCUCUGGACUGCAUCAGAUUUCCCCUCAAGUGUCCGUCCGGGCAGCUCUGUCUGUCCAGCAGAGCCGUGGGCGAGAAUGGACACGUCCGUGUGGUGUUGUAUGAGAAGAGCUGCAUCCUGCCCUCUCUGUGCGGAGUCACAGGUGAAAAAUACACCAUGGGACUCAACUUCACCUUCACCAAUGAAUGCUGCAACACACACCUGUGCAACAGAGCUGCUAUACCUGCUGCAGCCCCCCACCGGACU
This is a messenger RNA of Scophthalmus maximus (turbot), 1111 nucleotides long. It is a transcript of the gene tektl1, whose product is annotated as coiled-coil domain containing 105. NCBI's taxonomy places the organism in Eukaryota, Metazoa, Chordata, Actinopteri, Pleuronectiformes, Scophthalmidae. The record is from RefSeq and is a predicted model, not a curated record.